Molecule: messenger RNA, 1022 nt
Organism: Peromyscus californicus insignis
Lineage: Eukaryota; Metazoa; Chordata; Mammalia; Rodentia; Cricetidae
Product: splicing factor YJU2-like
Exons: 1
Coding region: 81-1022 (313 amino acids)
Biological process (GO): mRNA splicing, via spliceosome
Cellular component (GO): U2-type catalytic step 1 spliceosome
Source: RefSeq, a predicted model, not a curated record
CCUCGGCACCUGGUCAGAUAAAUUCCAAGUGGACCAAGGAGAACUGUUUCCCUCUCUUGUGCGACUGAGAGGAAGCGAAGAUGUCGGAACGGAAAGUUCUAAACAAAUACUACCCACCUGACUUCGACCCUUCAAAGAUCCCGAAGCUCAAGCUACCCAAGGACCGGCAGUACGUGGUUCGCCUCAUGGCUCCCUUCAACAUGAGGUGUAAGACCUGUGGAGAAUACAUCUACAAAGGGAAAAAGUUCAACGCACGCAAGGAAACAGUCCAGAAGGAGGUCUACCUGGGCCUGCCCAUCUUCCGGUUCUACAUCAAGUGCCCGCGCUGCUUGGCCGAGAUAACGUUCAAAACAGACCCGGAGAACACAGACUACUCCAUGGAGCACGGGGCUACGCGCAAUUUCCAGGCCCAGAAGCUCCUGGAGGAGGAGGAGACCCGUGUGCAGAAGGAGAGGGAGGAUGAGGAGCUGAACAACCCCAUGAAGGUCCUAGAGAACCGCACAAAGGACUCCAAGCUUGAGAUGGAUGUGCUGGAGAACCUGCAGGAGCUGAAGGACCUUAACCAGCGGCAGGCGCACGUGGACUUCGAGGCCAUGCUGCUGCAGCACCGCCUGUCGCAGGAGCAGCGGCGACAGAAGCAGGAGGAGGAAGACGAGCGAGAGACUGCGGCCUUGCUGGAGGAGGCUCGACACCGCAGGCUUCUAGAGGAUUCUGACUCAGAAGAUGAAGCUCUGCCUUCCCGACCACCGGCAACAGCAAGACCCAACCCCACAGCCAUCCUGGACAAGGCGCCGAAGGCCAAGAGGAAGGCAGAGGCAGUGGGCAGCAAGGCACAGCUGGCCGGCUUGGUUGUGCCAAAGAAGUUGAAGGCAGAAGCCAAUGGGGGCUCAGAGCAGGUCUGGAUGCCCGCCACAGGUGCCCCCGAGAGCAGGAAGGCGGUCAACCUUUUACUCCAGACACCCAGGGCCUCCUCCCUGAGCCAGCUGGGUGCAUAUGGGGACAGCGAGGACAGUGACAGCUGA